GCGGAAGAGCACGUCGACUGGGGGACGAGUGCGCAGGCUUGACGUCGCGUUUCGUACUUCAGCGGCACCGCGCCGCCACCGUGUGUAGUGUGUUCGUCGCAGGCAAAACGAAGCGGCGUGUCUUCUCCUGCGCUCGCCACGUGCAUGCGAGCGGCGCUUCCGUGGUUCAGGGACGGAGGACGAACGCUCCAAUCACGGUGUGGGUGGCGGUGGACGUUGCUCUUCGUCGGGGAUGUGCGCGAAUGGAGGGAUGCGAUGGGGGUGGCCGUGCUGUGCUGUCGCAGACGGAGAGGACAGCUGUUGCGGCGGCUGCCGUUGCCGUAGUCCGUCGAUACGAAGCGGAGAGGGCGGCGGGCCGCAUGAAGGCAGCGCUUUCCAGGCGGCGACACAGGCUUCUGCUUCAAAGGGUGUUGGACGCCCCAGACUGCAUCACGACUUCUGAGGCCGUGGUUCAGCUGUGCGCUGCAAUCGGCUCCCGUGUGCUUCCCAGGGCGACGCCACGUUGGUGGAUGAGGCGGAGAACUGGCGGGACUUGGGAGGAUUUGCGGGUGUGCGAUGACGCGACGGAUGACUACUUCCGGGAAAAGCUCCGCAUGUCGAGGAGAGUGUUCAUGGAGAUCACCGAAGCCUGUGCGCCUCAUUUGCAACGACAGGUCACGUUUUACAGGGAGCCGCUUCAGCCGGAUCAGAUCGUCGCGUACGCGCUGUAUAGGUGGGCAACAGGAGAGUCGUACAACAACAGCACAUCAUCGUUCGGCAUUGGCAGAGCAUCCGGAGUUCGAGCCGUGCGCGAUGUGACAGCCGCGUUGUUGAGGGUCUACGGGGACAAGAUAUCGUGGCCGACGGGGGUGCGUAAACACGUGGUGCUACGGGCGUUUCAAGACAAGGGCUUUCCCAACUGCCAUGACGCAGUUGACUGCACACACAUCUACGUGGACAAACCGGCGAACACUCCGAGCGAGAACUACUUCGACCGCAAGCACCAUUUCUCCGUCAUUGCGCAGGUGGUGGUGGACCUGGAUCUGCGUGUGCUUUAUGUCUUCGUUGGCUACCCGGGCAGCUGCCACGACAUUCGGGUGAUCCAGCUGUCAAGUCUGUCGAAGCGCGCGGAAGAGGGAACGUUUUUUUGCGGGCCGCCUGUAACGCUGCUGGGAGGGGUGAGGACGAACGGAUACAUCUUGGGCGACAACGGGUAUCCUCCUUCAGAAUGGACAGUGGUGCCGUACGGAGGAAUCAAUCAGCACCCGGACGAGGAAAGGUUCGACAACAAACAGAAGGUCGCUAGAGGUGCUGUGGAGAGGGCAUUCGGGAGGUUGAAGGGGAUGUGGAGGCUCUUCCUGCGGUCGCACAAGACGAACUUGGACACUCUACCGCAGCAGUUCACGGCCGUCUGCAUUCUCCACAACAUCCUGCUCGAUGCUGGAAUCGAGUUCGACGAGAACUUGUUGUGGGAGGUCGACGAGAACGGGGUGAGGCGGCGAGUAGACCUGGGGAUUCAUCGUCCACUGCAGCCAGUGACGAUGCUGACAUCGACGGACGCCGCACACUCGCUCCACAAUGCCCUAGCGGAGCGAAUGAAACACAUCUGAUCGUCGACACCCUUCUGUUUCGCAUGUGCUUUCGAUCGCUGUUUUGCUUCAAAUUAUAAGAUAUUUGUAUUCUUUUAUUUAUUUGUGUGAGGUCGCCGUCGUGCGUCAGGGUGCUGUCCGUCUUUUGAUGACACAUGUUUUCUGUCCACCACAUGUAGCGUCUAUGAUGCAUGUUGUCUGCAGUACUCGGCGUUCGGUUGAUGCUGUUGGUGAAGCUUCGAUGUUGAACUGAUGACGACCACGUGUAUGGAAUGAAAUGUAAUCAACAAA
Chara braunii is the source of this 1859-nucleotide messenger RNA. The record is from the annotation of a GenBank genome assembly. NCBI's taxonomy places the organism in Eukaryota, Viridiplantae, Streptophyta, Charophyceae, Charales, Characeae.